This is a messenger RNA of Suncus etruscus (white-toothed pygmy shrew), 1673 nucleotides long. It is a transcript of the gene ST8SIA5, whose product is annotated as ST8 alpha-N-acetyl-neuraminide alpha-2,8-sialyltransferase 5. The record is from RefSeq and is a predicted model, not a curated record. NCBI's taxonomy places the organism in Eukaryota, Metazoa, Chordata, Mammalia, Eulipotyphla, Soricidae. The transcript has 6 exons. Bases 58 to 1383 code for a protein of 441 amino acids. Gene Ontology annotation, molecular function: alpha-N-acetylneuraminate alpha-2,8-sialyltransferase activity. Gene Ontology annotation, biological process: oligosaccharide metabolic process; N-glycan processing.
CCCGCCGCCCCGCGCCCCGUGGCGGGCACCCCCCGGCGCGGGCCAGCGGCCGGCAGGAUGCGCUACGCCGACCCCUCGGCCAGCCGCGACCUGCUGGGCAGCCGAACUUUGCUCUUCAUCUUCAUCUGCGCCUUCGCGCUGGUGACCUUGCUGCAGCAGGUCCUCUACGGCAGGAACUACAUCAGGAGGUACUUCGAGUUUUACGAGGGCCCUCUCGAGUUUAAUUCCACAAGAUGCCUGGAGCUGCGGCAGGAGAUCUUGGAAGUAAAGGUGCUGUCCAUGGUGAAGCAGACGGAGCUGUUCGACAGGUGGCGGAGCCUGCAGAUGUGCAAAUGGGCCAUGAACAUCUCAGAAGCCAACCAUUUCAAGUCCACACUGUCCAGGUGCUGCAACGCCCCGUCCUUCCUCUUUACUACGCAGAAGAAUACACCUCUGGGGACGAAGCUUAAGUACGAGGUGGACACCAGUGGCAUCUUCCACAUCAACCAGGAGAUCUUCCGCAUGUUCCCCAAGGUGCAACCUGCCCCCUAUAUCAGAGAAGUACAUCAUGGACGUGGGGGUGAAGACGGAUGUGGUCACUGUAAACCCCAGUAUCAUCACCGAGAGGUUCCACAAGCUGGAGAAGUGGCGGCGGCCGUUCUACCGCGUGCUGCAGGUGUACGCGAACGCGUCGGUGCUGCUGCCGGCCUUCUACAACACGCGCAACACGGACGUGUCGAUGCGCGUCAGGUACGCGCUGGACGACUUCGGGGCGCCGCAGGCCGUGUACUACUUCCACCCGCAGUACCUGCUCAACGCGUCGCGCUUCUGGCUCACGCUGGGCGUGCGCGCCAAGCGCAUCAGCACCGGCCUCAUCCUGGCCACCGCGGCGCUGGAGCUGUGCGAGGAGGUGCACCUCUUCGGCUUCUGGGCCUUCCCCAUGAACCCCGCGGGCCUCUCCAUCCCCCACCACUACUACGACAACGUCAAGCCCCGGCCCGGCUUCCACGCCAUGCCCUCGGAGAUCUUCAACUUUUUGCACCUGCACAGCCGCGGCGUCCUGCGCGUGCACACGGGCACCUGCAGCUGAUGCUGAGCCGCUCUGGGCACUGCUGGGCGCGCCCUCCUCGCCUUGGGGCGCCUUCAGUCCUGGCACUGCUGGGUAGGGGUGUGUGUCUGUGUGUGCGCGCGGGGAAGGUUGUGAUUCCCCCCACUCCCUGGCCAGGACGGGGUGACUCUGCCCCACGCCUGGAGGCCGUGCGCUGCCCACCGAUGAACAUGAUAUGGGGGCAUCCCUCCCUUAGGUGGUCCACCCUCAUUUCUGGUUAUUUGGCUGGACCCAAAGCACAUUUCCAUUCCACGUUAGCACCUACGAGAGCACAAAGAUUAGCUGGGAAGCCUUGAGAGAAAGGAGAACAGGCUCGGGGACUGGAGAAGGGACUUAGGGCAAAGAUUCUAAUUUGAAUUGAGUUUUGGGGGGCACUGACUUUUUUAUUUAUAUUUAUUUUUUGCUUUUUUGGGCCACACCCAGCGGCCACACUCGGGUUAAUCCUGGCUCUGCGCUCCGAAAUUAUUCCUGACAGGCUCAGGGAAUCAACCAUAUGGGAUGCCGAAGAUUGAACCCGGGUGGACUGCGUGCAAGGCAGGUGUCCUCCCCAUUGUGCUGUUACUCUAGUCCUUGGGGGGCGGUCCUG